Lycium barbarum (goji berry) is the source of this 6520-nucleotide messenger RNA. RefSeq names its product protein ROOT PRIMORDIUM DEFECTIVE 1. NCBI's taxonomy places the organism in Eukaryota, Viridiplantae, Streptophyta, Magnoliopsida, Solanales, Solanaceae. The record is from RefSeq and is a predicted model, not a curated record. The transcript is spliced from 7 exons. Gene Ontology annotation, molecular function: RNA binding. The coding region runs from base 91 to 1383 and encodes 430 amino acids.
UACAUUUAGGACCUUUUUGAUAAUUUUGUCUCACAAUUUUUUCCAAACCAAAGUUAAAAAAUCUUCAGCCUUCACCGCCAUGUCAUAAAAAUGAGACUUUUACAGCUCCGGUGGAAGAACCCGGCGACUAUAUCAUCAAACACUCCGCUUUCAUUUGGCCCAUUCAAUUCCACAACCCAAACCCGUUGGAAAAAACCCGCUAACACAGCCCAAACCCGCUUAGAAACCCGUACCCGUGACCCGAAUCUCGACAAACUCACAGCCCAAUACCGGAAACUCAAACUCGUCCUCAACCUCUACGACGUCGUAUCUUCAAGAAAACGCGGUCCUUUUGUUUCAGUUCAGUCACUCUCCAAAUGGGUCCCACAUGCCGGAAUUAACACCAUUACAACCGGUGGUCUUUUACGGAAAUACCCUCAUAUCUUCGAGGUAUUUACUCACCCUGUUAGGAGAAAUUUGUGCUGUAAGUUUAGGGAUAAAUUUGUCAUUUUGCUGAAACAAGAACAUGAUGUUGUGUCACAAAAUGAAGAUGAGAAUGUGAUGAGGAUAAGGAAGAUUUUAAUGAUGUCUGUUAAUGGGAGAUUACAUUUGCAUGCUCUUAGAUUGAUGAGGACUGAAUUGGGUUUGCCUGAAGACUUCAGGGACCAGAUAAUAAUGAAGUAUCAUGAAGUUUUUAGGAUGGUAGAUUUAGAGAUUGUUGAGUUAAUUGAUAGAAAUGACACUGAUGAGAGUUUUGGUGUUGCAAAGGUUGAAUCUUGGAGGAAAAAAGAAUAUACUGAUAAAUGGUUGAGUGAAUUUGAGGUUAAAUAUGCAUUUCCUAUUCAUCUCCCUACAGGGUUUGUGAAAGAACCUGGUUUUAAGGAGAAAUUAAAGAAUUGGCAAAGGCUUCCUUAUGUUAAGCCUUACGAAAGGGAAUCGGAAGUUGUUCGAAAGCGUACUUUUGGAGGGAUUGAGCGGUAUGAAAAGCGAGCUGUGGCGAUUAUUCAUGAGCUUUUGAGCUUGACUGUUGAGAACUUAGUGCCAGUUGAAAGGAUGGCUCAUUUUAAGAAGGAUCUCGGGAUUGAAGUUAAUAUUCGUGAGCUGUUGUUGAAGCAUCCUGGGAUAUUUUAUAUCUCUACUAAAGGGAUUACUGAGAUUGUUUUUCUGAGAGAAGCAUAUAGUAAAGGGUGUUUGAUUGAGCCGAACCCGAUUUAUGAUUUGAGAAGAAAACUGUUGGAGCUUCUCUUGUUGGGAAACCGUCAUACAAGAGAGUUGAGAACGGAAAAGGAAGUGAAGGAUGAAAGUGAAGACAUGACAGACGAUGAAAAUGGAUGGGAAAGCAGAGAGGGUGACUUUGUUAUUCCAAUUUUAGAGAGUUUUACUGAUGAUAACAACGACAGUUAAUGGUUACUUCUCUAAGGCAGAGUUGAUUGGCUUUCUGAGAUGGAAAUCAGUAAAGAGAGUCUAAGUACUGUAAGCUGGAAUUUUCUGUAAACUGACAAUUAAUGAAAGGGCAUUUGGUAUUAGUUUUAGCAAAUGAGAAAGCGGUCAUAUUUGGGCUUCUUUACUGUGAACCUUUGUUAUUUCAGUUGGUGCCUGUGCUGAAAGAUUUUGGAUUCUUCGCGUGUUUCAAUUAUGAUAGUUCCAACUAGAAUGUUUAACUUCUGAAGGCAGAGUUGAUUGGUCUCUAAGGCAGAGUUGAUUGGCUUUCUGAGAUGGAAAUCAGUGAAGAGAAUCUAGAAACUGCAGGUCUUCUCAAUUAUAUUUGGAAAUAAAAACUCCAGUGCAGGAGUGUUUAGGAGACUGAUUGGGAUGGUGGUUUUUAUCCACUUACAAUUCACUUCAGUGAAGAUUAUCCGAGUAAACCGCCAAAGUGUAAAUUCCCACCAGGCUUUUUCCAUCCAAUUGUCUAUCCGUCUGGAACAGUCUGCUUGUCGAUCCUCAAUGAAGAUAGUGGAUGGAGACCAGCCAUCAUUGUGAAACAGAUACUGGUUGGUAUCCAGGACUUGUUCUACUAAUAUAGAAGGGCCAAGAGCCAUACAUGGGACGACCAAGGGCAGAACCGUCAUUUCGCUCGCUGGUAAAAGUGAUUUUGCUCAGCACACGUGGCUUUUCUCACCACAAUUCUGGAAGAAAAAAAACACCAACAGUCGAUUAAUGUGAAACAAGAUUGUUUGAAAGCUCAAAAUGUUGGGAAAGUUCCAUUCUUGGAAGAAAAAAAAAUCCGGUUGCUUUCUCUCGCUGGUUUUCUUAUUAGAAAGAAAGUGUAAAGGAACUUUCUCGCAAGCAAAACUCAAUUCGUGGCAGUCGGCAUUGACAAACCCCUAUACCAGCGGCUUCAUGGCUUUUCUCUGCUAUUUGAGGACCUUUCUAAAGGUUAAAAAGCAAUCUCACUCUCAAAUUCCUAUGAUAAAAGUGGUAGUCUUUUCUUAAAUUUCAGUUUUUUUUCUUGCUUUAUGGUUUAUAAAUUUUUUUAGCAAUAUAUGAUGGGAAUCGUUCUGGUUAUCUGCCUUUUGAAGAGUCACACCCAUGGCAUUAGAUAAGAAGGUGUCCUCAUUUAUUGCUGGUCAUUCCAAAAUGCAAUCUGUAUUAUAUAGGAGUAUUUCCCUUGACAGAGAAUGUUGAGAUAAGUGAAUAUUAUUGGCAAAAAGUCUAAGAAUGAGGAAUUGAUUUGAUUGCAGAUACAUUAAGCUGAAUUUACAUGUCCACUGUGGUUUUCCUCUAAUGCAAAGAAACUGAUCAAAAGAAUCUUGAACUCCAAUCCACAGACUGUAGGUAUAUCUCCCUCUCCAAGACAAAGGAGGAAAUAAAGCAGAAAAGCUACCUGAUGUAAUUUUGUUUACAGACAAUAGAUGUGUUGAGUGGUUCUUUAUCUGCACUUGCCUUUACCUUCUCAUGCAUUACCAAAAUUUACUGGGAAAUUCAUGGAAUUUAUCAUUUGAUGACAUCGCAUAUCUGCAUUAGACAGCUGUAGUUUUCUCACUCUCUGUCGUGAAGCUGUACUUAAUAGACGACCAUUUGACAUAAUCUUAUUAGGCGUGUAUAACAUUUCUGCUAACGUUGUAUCUGUAUGCAAGUAGUUAAGGAAAAUAAUCAAAAUUAAAAUUUAAUAGUUGAAUAAAUUUGAAUUUUUGAAAGUUAUGAAGCUUGUAUAUAAUUAUAGUUGUUCCUGCAAUAGUGUCAAACAUUUAUGGAUUUUCCCAUAUGGGAAGAGUUUCAUACAACUUGGGAUAGAGAGACUAGAGAGUAGUUCCUCUUCUUGAAUUAGUGUUACUGCUGAUUCUGCUUUAGUUAGUUGUAUUUGUGUUCGUUUGAUAUAACUUAAGCAUUUGAUAAUGAUUAUAUUCUUCUGAUUGACCAAGCUUUUUUGACAAGCUACUUGCAAAAGGAAGCAACUUAUACAAUGAACCGAGGAUAAUUGUUCAAUGAGCACUCUAUUUAUCAUUCGUUGUGUCAUUAGAUAGCUUGUAAUAGACUAACAUUCAUCAAUUUAGCUAGCCAUUAUUCUGAAACAGAAGAGUUCAUGCUUCAUAUCAAAGGUGGAAUUACUUCUGGAUAGUGGCUGUUCUGAAAUUGUGCUCAGCUGAUUAAUUGACUAUCACUUAUUAAAAAAGAUUGAGUAUGAUCAAAGCUACAUGAUAAUCACAAAGUGAUUAGAAAUAUGCACAAUUCUAUGUGCAAUUUCCUUUCAACAGAUUAUAUACGCUUAAGGUGUUUAUGGAAGAAGAUUUUGACGAUGCAGCAUGGAGGUAAGAGAUUGAAACUGUUAAAAGAACUAUUGAAUUAUAGUAACAGACUACUGCAAGGGGAUUGGUUAUUUAGCAUUAUUGGGUAAUCUGACUCUGUAGAUGGCUGAAAAAAUGUAUAAUGCACAUCUGUUUUGUCUUAAAAUCAAAAAAUAAGUGUCGGUAUGCACAGAUGUAAUUUACUGAUAUAACUUCACCUUAUCCUGUUAUGCGGAAAAUGGAUGGUUGAAGGUGCGACUUAUUUGUAUUUUCAUUGGAAUUGACAUUGUGAAGUUUGUUGAUGUCGUAUUAAUGUUCUAUGGAAUUCACUUCGGUCUUUGAACGUGAAAGCCUAACUUAGGGGAAUUUCCAUUCAAUUUGAAAAGGAGAAGGAAAGUAAGGCCUGCCAUGUUGCACUUGAGCAUGGGAAGACGGAAGUGAUUGUUUCAAGGUCUGUUGUUCUAAAAGUAACACAUCUUGUGGAAUACAAUCACAUCCUAUUCAUUAUUUUCUCCAAUAGAGUUUGAAUUCUGACUGAGAUUGUAGCAAUGACUCUUUUCUGAGUGAAGUAUUGUUAGCUACUAAAUGCAGUAUUGAUUCUUGAUAAUGUAGCAUAGUAUAAACUAUGAAUACUUUAAGGAUAGCAACUGUAUGUGCUUUACAAGGAGAUUUUCUAUAUUGCCUUCUCAAUUUCUAUACGAUAAGAUUUGAUUGGCUCCUUAUUUUAUGUUUGAUAAACUUUGAAUGUGGAGUGAGAAAAGCUCCUAUAGAGUUACUAUAAUUUACUCAGAAGCGGAUUAUCAUAUUCUUUGAGAAUGAUAUUCCACCAGCAAAAAGGUAAAGAAUCUGCACUUUCCUGUAACGAAAUCUCCAGCUUAGUUUUAGUAUGUGUUGAAGAAGAUUCUUGUUAAAUUAUUCAGAAAGAGUAUAGUGCUUUGAAUGUGGAGUUAUAACAUAAUUAAGUCUGUAGUUGCUUUUUUUCUUUUCUUUUUUGAUAAUGACUUCAAGAUUUACUUGUAAUUCCUUUUUAUGAAGGUAGUUUCUCAAGAAAUUUUAAUAUACUAAUUGUUUUUUGACCUGUUGCUUAUUCAUGCAGGUCAGCUAACGAAUUCGAUUUUUCUGAGAUCGAGUUUGGUUAGUUUUUAAAUCAGGUUAUAUUAUAUGUUAUUUUGCACUCAUUACUUUGGAUUAAGCUUGGAAAGAAGUGAAACCAUAUUUUGGAGCCUUUGUGGAGAGGAUUUGACUUCCUGCACCGUCUCAACCACCUCCAACUAGAGCUUCUAAUCCUUUUACUGGCUUAUAUUUGCUGAUGUGCAAAUUCUUCUGGAACUGUUUUCUGCAAUAUUAAAAGUCCAAAGAAAUAACUUUCAUGUUCUUACUAAGUUCUUCUCUUCAUAAUAUGAGUUACUUGGUAAAUAAUGUGCUAAAUGCAAAAUCUAGGAGCUGCAAUCCAAUGCUUGAUAGAAUACUUGGAAAAAAAUAAUAGUAAUUCUGUCAACAGCAUAUGUCCCACAUCCUUAUGUUCUGCUCGAAUAGUAAAAUUAUUACAUUGUUGAUAACCAAUACCAAAUAACAGAUGUAUUCAAUUCUUUAAUAUUUUUGCUGGUGCAUUUUCUUAUUAUUUUUCCUGAUGCUUCUAUGUUUUUCUUUCACAAACCAUUAAGUUAAUAUAUGUACUAACAGCUAGACCUUUCUUCAUACAAGUUUGAGUUUAAACUUUGAAAAAUUGUCCUAUUCUCUAUUUAUACAUGUACUCAUCAUCUCUCAGAUGAUAUACCAUUUAUUUAUGGUAAAAAAAAAAAAUUAUAGAAGCACAUAAUUAUAUGGAUAUCUUUUUCAUCUUUCAUGGCACAUGCAUAUAAUGCUUCAUUGGUUCUUUUAUGACUGCUUAUUUUUCUUUUCUUUCAGGGAAUAUACACAUUACAUGCUUAAUUGUAAAUAGUAUGAUUGUGAGAAGUUAAUCCAAUGUAGAGUCUAAUGAAGCUACUUUCUUCACUAUUAUAUUUUGUUGCAUCUUGGGGGGACCUCUCUCAACUAUCCCAUCAAAAGAUUGUUGCUGCUGAUAUCUCUUUCGGAGAAAUAGAGACAACAAAUCAAAAUGGAAAUGAUGUAGCAGAAGAACAGUGAUCUCAGAUGGAGGCUAAUAGGUUGAAGGCAUUGACAGAAAGCUGCUGCUCGAACAGCUCUUAUCAAGUAUGCUUGAUGGUUACUCAUAGAGCCCAAUAAAAAUUCUCUCUGAUGAUUGAGGCGACUAAAACACUCAAUAUUAAGGCUCCUGACUUGAGUGUAUGCCGAAGUCCUCUAACCAAUGGAUAUACCCUGGCCGUUAGUAGCUGUUCAUACAAGAAUCUUUUGAUACGCAUUAUUAAAGAGAGGGAAUGUAUCAAACUGAGACCUCCGUUAUCUCUUGAUAUUGCAAAAAAAAAAGAGGUAAUCUAUCAAAUGAACUACUGCAAAAGAAUCUGAGGACCUUUUUUGGUUCUAUAUGUUAGCAGAGGAACGAAGAGAUAUCACAAUAGAAAUGGAGAAUCCAGCCAUUUCUACAGGAAACAGCUUAGCCACGUUAAGCGUGCGGGACAAAUUUUACUAUGCUUGACUGCACAUGUAGAUGACAUGUUAAGUUUUGACAAAAACUGGCCUGUCUCAUGUUACAUUGUUGGACAUUAGUUUGAAGAUGUAACUUCUGUUUUGGAGAAAUGUGCAUGAAGAAGUAAUUGACACGUCUCUUCCAAAUAAUUCACAUGAAUCUUCUUUGUAUGAUUUAUUUUGUAUUCUCGUUACAUUUAUGUUUCAGUGUAACAAAAUGCACUUGUAUU